Molecule: messenger RNA, 1361 nt
Organism: Hyaena hyaena (striped hyena)
Lineage: Eukaryota; Metazoa; Chordata; Mammalia; Carnivora; Hyaenidae
Gene: FBXO48
Product: F-box protein 48
Exons: 4
Coding region: 367-909 (180 amino acids)
Biological process (GO): SCF-dependent proteasomal ubiquitin-dependent protein catabolic process
Cellular component (GO): SCF ubiquitin ligase complex
Molecular function (GO): protein binding
Source: RefSeq, a predicted model, not a curated record
GUUUUCCCUUCCCGCUGACGUCUGGACGGCGCAGCCUCAGCUCAGCCUCCUGGAGCUGCGGUGACAGUCGGUGCUGAUGGUUGUUAUUGUCGCUUAUUUGUCACUGCUCCAUGUUCUUUCGACUCGGGCAGCUUCAGAGUGCGCGAGAUCCUCAAGGAGGGCGGCUCAGAAGCGAUGUGGAGUCGAUCCUUCUCACCUGUGGGGUCGGGGUGCGCCGCCCCCCGAUCUGAAAGUGGGGCGAGCUCUUCCCUAACUCGACUGUUUGCUUUCUUACUUCCCUAAAACUUCGAGAGGAAGCCCUCUAUUGAACACAGACAUUAAAAUUCUAACCACCGUAGCUAAUUUGGAUCAUAAACAACCAAAUGAAUGGGAGCAGCUGUGGCUUUGACAAGUCCAGAAACAGAGGUUACAUAUCUGGAUAAUUUGCUAAAACAUCAAGCUAUGCAGAAAAGCCCCAAGAGGAACAAUAAUUCAAGAGUUUCUGGCAUAAAAUUGAAUUCUGUGGAUGCUGAGAAGGAAAAAAAAGAGAGUCAGAAUAAUUUUGUUGAACUGCUGCCUCCAGAAGUCACUUUUAAAAUUUUUAGUCAGCUGGACAUGCAGAGCUUGUGCAGGGCUUCCAUAACAUGCAGGAGCUGGAAUUACACAGUAAGAAACAGUGACUCCUUGUGGAAACCUCACUGCUUGACCCUAAGAGCUGUGUGCCAAAGAGAAGUAGACAACGAUCUAAAGAGUGGAUAUUCCUGGAGAGUAAUACUACGGAGGAAUUACCAGAAGAGUAAAGUGAAACAUGAAUGGCUAAGUGGCAGAUACAGCAACAUAUGUUCUCCUCUUAGCCUACCAGAAAAAAUCAUGUACCCCAUGGAUGUAGAUACAUGGGGGGAAAUUCUAGAAGCAGAACUGGAGAGAUAAGCUGAAAAAUUACAAACACAUCUUGUAAUUUGAAAGUUUAAAACUAAAAUGACUCUUCGGUUUGUUUAACAUUCAAAAGAAAAUAUUGUAAAAGUCCAGCUUUGUUUUUAUCCUGCACUUUCAUAAAAAUUCUGGCUUUACUGUAAUGUGGAAAAAUCAUGAUAUGUUAUUUAUGUAAGAAAUACUAUACUGAUAGAGUGAUUUCAAAAUGUAUUGCUUCAUGUAUUUAUAUUAGUAUAUUGCAGUACUUUAAUGACAAGAGAGUUUGAUUGAUAUUUUCUGCUUAGUGGUAAUUUAAAAAUUCAGGAAACCAUAUGAAGAAACUGAUUAGUGAUUCAUUAAGCAGUAGACAUAACUAGGCUCAUAACUAGGAGUAGACAUAAUUAGGAAGACUACCUAAAUGAAAUUAAUAGCAACAUGCUGAAAUGUAUAAUAAAUUUAUACUUUGAUAA